Phytomonas sp. EM1 is the source of this 836-nucleotide messenger RNA. The record is from the annotation of a GenBank genome assembly. NCBI's taxonomy places the organism in Eukaryota, Euglenozoa, Kinetoplastea, Trypanosomatida, Trypanosomatidae.
GGAUUUAAUCUACAUAAAAGUCCUCCACUAUAAUUCUCUAUUGCAGCUAUUCAUAUAAAAUUUCCUAUACCUUUAAGAUGGCUGCGCUUACUGAUGAACAGAUUCGAGAGGCUUUUAAUCUCUUCGAUACUGAUGGAUCCGGGGCGAUCGAUGCGGAGGAGAUGGCAUUAGCCAUGAAAGGACUUGGAUUCGGCGAUCUUCCACGCGAUGAGGUGGAGCGUAUUGUUCGUUCCAUGAAAACCAAUGCCAACGGCCUUGUUGAGUACAGUGAGUUCGAAAAGAUGAUCAAAUCUCGCAUGGCGCCGAAGGACUCUCCGGAGGAAAUUUUUAAAGCAUUUCAGCUCUUUGAUCUAGACAAGAGGGGAAAGAUAUCGCUCGCCAAUCUCAAGGAGGUGGCGAAAAUGCUGGGGGAGAGCCCUGGAGAUGACGUUUUGCAAGAGAUGAUUGCCGAGGCGGACGAAGACGGCGAUGGUGAAGUCUCCUUUGAGGAGUUUAAGAAUGUUAUGACUCAAAUGAAAGGAAAAUAGUAUAGUGGCGACAUCCAAGCAACUAUAUAUACUGAUAAAAUUUUCUAACAAGGCCCGUCAGCGAUUGAACUAAAGCGGUUAGACAAUAUUUUUGAGUAAACAAUGGGUGGAGAGGGGUGAAGUCCGAUAUAUUUGAACAGAAAAGAAUAGAUUGGGGUGCUCGACCUAGAAUUGCUUCAAAACACUCACAAGCAAUCUGACCCACAUUAUUUGUUCUUGAUUUCGAAUUUCAGUAUAGAAAUAGUUUAUAUAUAUAUAUUUUAUUUGUAAGGCUCAAAUUGUGAUUCGCACUGCAUAAUGAUCCUUUGA